This is a messenger RNA of Rhinolophus ferrumequinum (greater horseshoe bat), 3338 nucleotides long. It is a transcript of the gene ADTRP, whose product is annotated as androgen dependent TFPI regulating protein. The record is from RefSeq and is a predicted model, not a curated record. The transcript is spliced from 6 exons. NCBI's taxonomy places the organism in Eukaryota, Metazoa, Chordata, Mammalia, Chiroptera, Rhinolophidae. Bases 181 to 873 code for a protein of 230 amino acids. Gene Ontology annotation, cellular component: endomembrane system; membrane.
UAAUCCUGUCACCAAAGUUGAUCAGGAAGGGAGCCUAGGAGAGAAGCAAAACUGUUGCUCUCAGUCCCAGGGGAGCGUAUUUUACAGCUCUCCUGCCUGCUAGGACUUUAGCUCUGACCCAAAAGGACGCCAGAGGAAAGCUACUUAAGACAUCUCACAGUUCCCUGAUCAGAGCUGGCCAUGACACGGACUGCUACGUGCAUAUACCACUUCCUUGUUUUGUGCUGGUAUGUUUUCAUCAAUUAUUACAUCUCACAAGAAAGAGGGGAUCUACAGAAAUUCAAAAUUUUUCUAAAUGGCGGACGCUGGAAGUACUUGACCCUCCUUAAUCUGCUCUUGCAGGCCAUUUUCUACGGGGUCGCCUGCCUGGAAGAUGUGCUGAAAAGAAUUAAAGGGAAAAAAGACAUUAAGUUCCUAACGGCCUUCAGAGACCUGCUUUUCACCACUUUGGCUUUUCCCGUAUCCACAUUUGUAUUUUUGUCAUUCUGGAUGCUCUUUCUCUACAACCGAGAACUUAUUUACCCGAAGGCCUUAGAUGCUAUCUUUCCAGUAUGGUUGAAUCAUGCCAUGCACACAUUCAUAUUUCCCUUCUCCCUGGUCGAAGUCAUCCUCAGGCCACACUGUUAUCCACUGAAGAAGAAAGGACUCACCUUGCUGGCUGCUUCUAGCCUGGCUUACAUUAGCAGGGUCCUGUGGAUCUACUUUGAGACGGGUACGUGGGUGUAUCCUGUGUUUGCUGAACUCAGCACAGUGGGUCUGGCAGCCUUCUUCUCUGUCAGCUACAUCUUUAUUGCCUGCAUCUACCUAUUUGGAGAGAAGCUUAACCGCUGGACAUGGGGUGACGUGAGGCAGCCAAGAAAGAAGAUGAAGUGAUUACAUGCCAUUUUCCAAGAACUAAGGAGGAAGAAAACAUGAGAGUUUUUUGUUCUGUUCUUGUCUUUCUUUCUUUCUUUGUUCUUUUCUUUUCUUUCUUUUUUUUUUUUUUGGUAGGGAGAGGUGGUGGAGAAACAUAGGAAAGUAGGAAGGACAGGAAACCAUAUUUAAAUUUAAUAAGAGGGUUAUAAAAGUAGCUUAAUUUGAGGACUCCUGGUUUUUGAAAGGCUUGCUGGACAUGCCCAAAUCAGCUAUUGCUGUCUCAUAAUUUGUGACCUUUGUCUGACCUCUGUGGAGGAUAGUCUGUGCCCAAAAUCUGGCCAUAGGCCAAAGGAACUCAUAAACUCGGUGUUAGAGAACAUUUAGACAGAGUAAAGACUUUAGGAUCAUUGAAGCUACUCAUCUUACAGAAGAUGCUGAGGACCUAGGUGAGAAGUUACCUGCAUGAGGCGAAGUGUCAGACCGAGACAAUAGCUUUAGUCUCCCAGAUCUUAUAACUCCCAAUCCUGUGCCAUUUCUGAAUAACCCCAACUUUCCUAAAAAUAAGCCUUUUUGUAAACUAGUUAUUUUUAUGCAUUGCUCAACUAGUGUUUUUCCCCUCAAUCUAGAUAGACGUGUAGAGAGAUGGCUUUUACCUAGUUGUCUGUCUACCUAGUAACGUAUGAUAGCAAGUUAUUUGGGGCAACGACAAAAUAAGUUACAAAAAAUAUUAGGAAAUCUGUCCAUCUCUCUUGUGAGCAAGCAUUCAGGGCAGGUAUAAACACUGAAAUGAUGACAUUGUCAAAAUCUCUUCCAUUUGAGUUUUGAUUAACUCAUCAAAUAAAUGCUGUACAUUUGACUUGGGAACAGUCUAAAUGGGAAGUGAUAUGAUUAUGAGGAGCGCUGAGAGUGCUUUGGUACAAAGUGCUUUGCUGAGUUAGUUUGUAGUUUAACAAAACUGACUGUCAGGUGAUUGAUUAGCAAGCACAUUCAUGAACCCUGCUUUGAUUUUCCUAGUGGAAUUUUCCAGGUCUUUAUUUCCAGACAUAUUUUGUAAAGAACACAAAUGACAGAUGUCUAGUGGUAGGUAAACAUAUUCAAAUCCAUGGGUGUGUCAUCAGGCCCAGGUGAGUUGGGGUGUGGACACCAGAGUAAAUUGUACUUGGGCUUCCCAACCUAACAUUAUACAGGAGAAAUUUGGUAAAAAUGGAUACAAUGUGGUAAAAACUAUUCCCGGGACCAAAUUAAACCUGUAUUGCUGCAUGACUGGCCACUGGGGAGUAUCUAUUCCAGCACCAGAAAUACCUCAGAACCAUUUCCCAUUGAGCACACAAGUGCUUCUCUGGUGAUGCUGUGGCUUAAGAGAGGAAAAACAACAAAACACCUAUAAAGAACACUGAUUAAACAUUCAUUAAAAGGUAUGCAGUGCCUCGAUAGGCUGUGUUAGGCCAUUAAUGGUCAGAAAACAACAAUACAAACCAAAUGAUGAGAUAACCAGCAAUGAUAUUAUUUGUAUAGCGUCAUGUAAUUUGCAACCACACUCACAUUCAUGAUCUCAUUUUGCCCAAUUACAAAAAUCGUAUAAGUAGAAAAUGUAUUGUGUGCUCGUUGUACAAAUGAGCAACCUGAGUUUCUGAUAUUAGUGUGCCGGUAAAUGAUUAAAAACCAACUCUCUGGAAAAAAGAAAAUUUUAAGUCCCUGAUUUAUAGUGUUUGCCCAUUUCCAUGGUGUAAACACUCUGUCGUGGCCUUUUUCAAGCUACCAACAAGUCACUGAAUGCAGAGUUGGGAAGAGAUGUGAACAGCCACUCGGUUCUCGCGAGCCUGUACAAGCUGGCUUCAGCUCAGCACCGGAUUCAGAGGAGGGAAGGACUGAUCCAAAGUCACAGAGAUGGUUGAUUCCUGAGCUUACUUUCCUUCCUCUUUAUGACAGAGCAAAAAAAUAACUGGUCAUCUGGAAGCCUUUAUUUAAAACAACAAAAAUAUAUGUAUAUCUACAAGGCUUGACAAAAGAAGGUGGUCGGGGGACCCCAACUUGGGAACUCUUAUCCGUACAGGCAGCAGGAAGAGUGCCACGACUGCCUCAUGGAUGGGUCUGCACCUGUGCUUAGGUUCUGGAGGUGCUAUCUCACAUGUGACACCAAUUCUGAAUUUGAGGGAAAGACUUAUCUUGGUUGUCUACACAAUACAUUAGCCCUACCCGCCCCCCAAAAGAGUCAUACAUUUCUCAAGCUAUUUCCAGCUCCUCUGCACCUACUCCCAAUGCUUGUCAUAACAGGAAGUCAGUUUCACAUAUUGUAAUCCACAAACACAUUGUGUCUGCACAUGGGGAGUGAGAGGAGGCUGAGGAAGGACUGAGGUGAGGACAGGCCUCCCAGAAGGCCACCUGGCUAAGCAGUGAACCCAUCCCAAAUCUGAGCAGCCCACCUCCCAGGGGAAGUGUCAGAAACCAGAAUCCAUAUCCAGACAUUAUUUUCCUUUUUCAUG